UUUUCCAGCAGUGAAAUGCCUUACAAGUCUAGUAAUUACCACGGCAAGACCAACCUGCCGGCUAGCGCUGAGCUCCUGUAGCCAGAUAUUUGAAGAUUUCCUUCACGACCUCCUAGUUGACCUCUCUGACGACCUCCUUGUUGACCUCCCUGACGACCUCCUUGUUGACCUCCCGGACAUCCUUGAUGACCUUAGGAGAUGAAGGUAAAGGCUGAGGACGCUGAGAUGAAGGAUGUGACGAACACCGGAGAGAAGGAAGUGCCAACUUGGCUCAGUAAGAUAAAGGAGGGUGGAGUGAAAAAGAUCCCGAAGGAUGUUUUGAAACGGCGACGAAACUACCGUCUCAAGAAGAUGUUGACUCCCAAGCCUCCAAUGAUGGUUUUGUUCGAGCUGGUUCCGCACACGGAGAUCGUGUUCAAUCCUUACAUCUCUGAUCCGGUUUCUCGGUUUUUAAAGAUUACAGCCAACUAUGACGGAAAAGUGUUUGAGGGAGUUGGUCCCUCGAAAUCUAUAGCAAAGAAUAUCUGCUCUGAGCAAAUACUGCAGCAUAUAGCCUUCCGCUCCUGUGUUAAGCAGGAGGCCGAGCAAGAGAACAGCAAAGGACCCCAUGAGGAGGAGACCCCCUGGACUGCCCUGGCUAGUGUAGCCCUAUUUAAACUAUUCAACGAUUGGCAGGCCCAGGGUGUAGUGAUUCCACCUGAGAUGUUGAAAGUUAGUUUGCCCGGGGGAAGGAAUCAACCUCAAGAGGGGAUGCCAAUGGGAGUGGAACAAAUGGAUUUCAUGGAGGGAGUAACUGUCGUCAAGAAGGAGAAGAAGGAGAAAGAGAAGAAAGCCAAGGGACCUAAAGUAUUGCCUGAAAACCCUACUCAGAGACACCCAGUUCAAUUGUUGAAUGAGAUGGAAGGACAGCUAGAAUAUGAGACUACUGUGGAUGGUCUUCCACCAAAUACAUUUUAUACAAUUACUGUAUCUGUGAACGGUAUACCGUAUACAGGGUCAGGGAAAAAUAAGAAGGAAGCUAAGAAGAUUGCGGCUCAGAGUGCUCUAGCUGCUAUUCACAAUGUACACUACCCUCCCUGCUAAACUGAAUCAACAAUCCAAAGUAUAGUGAAGCA
Eurytemora carolleeae is the source of this 1115-nucleotide messenger RNA. Its product is annotated as double-stranded RNA-specific editase 1. The transcript has 12 exons. The coding region runs from base 199 to 1083 and encodes 294 amino acids. The record is from RefSeq and is a predicted model, not a curated record. Lineage: Eukaryota; Metazoa; Arthropoda; Copepoda; Calanoida; Temoridae.